Magallana angulata is the source of this 3250-nucleotide messenger RNA. RefSeq names its product cartilage matrix protein-like. NCBI's taxonomy places the organism in Eukaryota, Metazoa, Mollusca, Bivalvia, Ostreida, Ostreidae. Bases 367 to 2238 code for a protein of 623 amino acids. The transcript is spliced from 7 exons. The record is from RefSeq and is a predicted model, not a curated record.
CAUUCAAAACAUGGUUCGAAAAUAUAAACAGAGUUGAUCAUCCGUGGUCAUAUCCUAAUGAUCCCGCCUCUGAAAUUCGCUAUCAUUGAGCUUAAAGGUGAUAGGUUAGCUUCCGGAAACAUAAAUUAAAAUUUUAACAGUUCAAUCUUCCCGCGCCAAAAAAAAAAAUCCACAAUGUGUCACGGGCGCCUAUGUGCAUAGAUAUAUAAACAAGCUAGAUUUCGGAUAUUGUUAGAGAUCGAGAGUGAGGGACUAUAGCAGUUAUCUUUAAAGAACCUCAUAUAUUACGUGAUUUUGUGACUUUUUAUUACAUCUGCAAGUCAAACCAGCAUUCGUUACUAGCAUAGAUAAGAGCUGAAAUUAAACAUGGAGUCUAGAGUUGUGAAUUUCAUCGUUUUAUUAACGGUGGUUCCUGCAAUUCAUGUAUCUGGAAGUAUUUGUCAAAACAAGAUGGCAGAUGUUGUUUUCCUUUUGGAUUCUUCCUUUAGUGUUUGGGAAAGUGACUUUGCCGAACAACUUAAAUUUGUCAAAAGUGUAGUUGACAACUUCCAAGUAGGAAAAGACGGUAUCCAAGUUGGAGUUUUAUCUUACAGCAGCGAAAUCCAAACCAACUUCUUUUUGAACGAAUACAAUGAUAAAGAGGCAAUAAAAAGUGCCGUUGACAAAAUCCAGUACUUGUCAACGGCCGGAACCGACACUGCUGGUGCUCUGAAAUAUGCCCGUGAAGUCAUGUUUCACAAGAAACAUGGCGGACGGGAAUUGGCUUCAAAAAUUAUUAUUCUUAUUACGGACGGGAUGUCUCACGACUCAAACGCAACAGCCAAACAAGCGGAGAAAACUAAACAGGCCGAGAUCAACAUUCUGGCGGUUGCCGUCGGAGCGCCCAUCAUGCGAGAACUAGAAAUGGUUGCAAGUUAUCCUACUACGGAUUCUGUUUUCAACGUGACCGAUUUCAGUGCGUUGCCUUCAAUUGUCCAGUCUCUCGCCACAACUACCUGUUUAGUUCCUGAUGUUCCACGAGAUAGUGAAAAAACAGACACUACAACCGUUUCAGUAGUUGAAGACAAAAUAAAGAAAUAUUGCGAGAAGACACCAUCAGAUAUUCUUUUCCUAAUCGACAGUUCCAGUAGCAUUUGGCCUCUGCAUUUUCGGGACAUUGUUCAAUUCACAUUGAAAGUAAUCGAUCUCUUUGACGUCAGUCCAAAUAAGACUCGAAUUGGCGUAACUUUGUACUCUGAUGACGUAAAACCCGUGCUACACCUCGACAACCAAUUAAAUUCAAAGGAACUUAAAAACACUAUUUCAAACAUUCACCAAUUAAAAGGAGGCACCGAGACGGGAAAAGCACUGAAGCAUGCUAGAGAAAAUGAAUUUAACGAAAAUUACAGUCGUAAAACUGCUGCGUCAAAAGUGAUCAUAUUGCUAACCGAUGGACAGUCGAUUAGACCAGAAGAUACGCUGACAGAAGCCAAGAAACUAAAGGAAGAAAACAUAACUGUAUUUGUCAUCGGAAUAGGAAAUAGAACAGACAGAGAGGAACUGAAAACCAUUGCUUCAAGUGCUCGACAUCAAUACAAUCUUCAAGAUUACAACGCCCUUUCUACCAUCAAAAACAUGCUGGUUGUGAAGACUUGCACGGUUCAUUUCCAAUUUCAAGAUUCUGCCAACGAUGACUCUGAAGAAACUUGCUGGGAUACGCCUAGGGAUGUGAUGUUCGUUUACGACUCUCCAGCUAUUGGAAUUCAUCGGUCUAAGAUAAUCAGAAAAGCCAUUACUGAAAUGUAUAAACUGAUGCUUAUUGGUUCCAACAAGACACGGGCAGGUGUCCUUUCUCACUACUGCCCAACAGAUUUAGACACUGGUAUACAGGAUUUCCAAAACGAGCAAUCGUUUCUUCAAAGCGUUAAACGACAACCUAACGAUGGACUGAGAAGGCUGCUCCGAGUACUCAGGACUCGAAGUUUCCCACGGGAAGAACAUAUCAAAAAGCCCGUCAAAAAAGUGGGAAUUAUUUUCUUAGACAGAGAGGAACACGAUUCUCGUGACGUCAUAGAAGAAGCGCGCCGGACUGCACUCACCAGUAGGCUCUUUGUGAUUACCAUUGGCAAUCGUGUAGCAUCUCACGCAGUGGAAUCUCUGUGUAGCGACUUCAAACAUCGCUGCGUGUUCCAUGUUUCUCAGUAUAACUCUCUGGUACAGUAUGUUCCUGACAUUAUGGAUAUGGUUUGUUAUUCGUGAACAUUUCGUUUUAUGUUGAGAUAAUUUUUCUCUUCUUGAUACAAGCUUAAAUUUUUACAGCUGUAAUAUCUACCUCUUAUACAGUUGUUGAGUUUUCCCUGAACCCUUGUGCGGCAUAUCAAGUCUUUUGUCACAAGUUCACAACGCAUCAAGAUUAGAGGCUCUACAUAUCAAAAUUUGUCAAUCUACUUACCAUGUUGCAUUGUAUUAUAUAAGUGUUGCCCAAACGUCCUGAAAUGUCCCAUAAAGGCAUUAAAAAAUCUAGUCAAAACCUCAAGGAAAAUCCAACACAAAACAAUCUGGUAUGAUGUAGUACCUCUAGUCGAUAACAAAAAAUAUCCGAAUUAUGUCCGUCCAUAUGAAAUCUUCGGAAUCUAUACGCAGCAUGUUUCAUAUAUAAUAUCAUAUAUAAUAUUUCCGCUUUGUAUGCAAUGAAAAGAGGUUACGAGCUAUCCAGGGCUGACUGUUUGCAUGGUGCUAAUUUUCUCACUUGUUAAAUUUUUUUCAAAAAAUGUGAUAUAAUGUAUAUAAGCCUUGUUUAAUAUGUGCAUUGAUGUUUAUACACCCUAAAUCCAUUAUCAUUUAUAUAAUUGUGAUCCAGAUUGUUAUACCGCUUCAAUUUUAUAUUUUCAUAGAAUUUUUAUUCAUCGUUGUGAAGAAAUGAUUACAUUGAUUUUUAAUUUAUUAUAUACUUUUACUUUCAAUAUAUCUGCAUGUUUAUAUCAAUUUUGCAAUAAACAAUAAAAACAAACUGCUUAAGUGAUAAUGAUUUGUUUUUAAGGAGGGAUUUAUAGUGUGUUGUGUUUUCUACAAACACCUGUACGUGAUAUUUUAAACUAGUAUGGAUUUCUUAACAGGUAAAAAUAUACAGCGAUGCAUAUUAGAUGAACAAGAAUCGAAUUUAUAAUUAAGUAUAAAGGGAAAUUGGACAGCACAACUUGUAUGCUUAUAGGAAGGUCCAAAGUUUAUGAAUCUUAAAUUACCUUAAAUCGAGAUUUUUCUAUAUAUCCGA